UCUUCUCUCUGUGAUUUUCACUGCUUUUGCAGAAGAAAGACAAAUAUAUUUAGUUCUAAUGGAAGGUGAACCAGUUGCAUUUCAUGGUGCCAUUCAGCCCCACCAAGAAGGAAAAAGACUUGACCCAAAUAGUGAAGUUUCCAAGGCUCAUGCAAAAAGCUUGGUAGAUUCUCAUGACAGAGUUCUACAGAACACUCUGGAAACAGGAAGCUACAGCAAACUCUACAGCUUCAAAUACAUCCUUAAUGGCUUUGCUGUACAUACCACGCCUUCUCAGGCCAAGAAACUCAAAGGUUUUCCUGGAGUGAAGUCAGUGGAGACAGACAGGGCAACAAAGAUGAUGACAACAUACACUCCUCAGUUCUUGGGGUUACCGGAUGGAGUUUGGACUCAAGAAGGAGGAGACAGAAACGCCGGUGAAGGGAUUGUCAUUGGCUUUGUUGACACUGGCAUUAACCCAUCACACCCAAGUUUUGCUUAUGAUCCGAGGGAACCCUUUUCUUCCAAUAUCUCUCGUUUUUCGGGUGCAUGCGAGGCUGGACCGCAGUUUCCGCCCAGUUCUUGUAAUGACAAGAUAGUUUGUGCCAGGUUCUUCUCCGCCGGAGCUCAGGCGGCCACUCAGCUUAAUGCUUCAGUGGAUAUACUUUCACCAUUUGAUGCAGUUGGACAUGGCAGUCAUGUGGCCGCCACGGCUGCCGGAAAUGCUGGGGUUCCGGUGAUGGUGAAUGACUUCUUUUACGGGCGAGCCAGUGGGAUGGCGCCACGUGCUCGAAUUGCAGUUUAUAAGGCAAUCUAUCCAACAAUUGGAACCCUUGCAGAUGUGGUUGCAGCAAUUGAUCAAGCAAGUACAGAUGGAGUGGAUAUCAUAAACCUCUCAGUUGGACCAGAAGAACCCCCAGAAGACAGUGUCACAUUCCUAGGCAUUUUCGACAUCGCCAUGCUGUUCGCAAGAAGAGCUGGUAUAUUAGUGGUGCAAGCUGCAGGAAACCAAGGACCAGGUCCUUCAACAGUUGUAGCUUACAGCCCCUGGGCUGUUGCUGUAGCCGCUUCUACCACUGACAGAAUUUACCCUGCUUCUCUUCUCCUUCCCAACGGUCUAAGCAUUCCUGGUGUGGGGUUAUCAGCAUCAAGCUCUGGAAGUGGGUCAUCUUCGUUUUACAAGCUAGUAAUGGCUAAGGAUGCUUUACAGCCAAAUGGGACGUUUCCAUGGACUCCACAGUAUGUUGAAGAAUGCCAGUAUCCAGAAGCAUUGGAUCCUGCAGUAGUCAGGGGCAGCAUUGUGGUCUGCAGUUUCUCCGCUGGCUUCUUCAACCAGACAUCGUCCCUGACUGCCAUCGUGGACACUGCAAGAACUCUUGAAUUCAUGGGGUUUGUCCUGGUUGCAAACCCAACAUAUGGAAAUUUCAUCGCCCAGCCCAUCCCACUCUCUGUUUCCGGAGUUUUGAUCCCCAAAGUUGCUGAUGCAAAGAUUGUACUGCAGUACUAUGAACAGCAGACAAUCAGGGAUGGAAGAGGGUUUGUGACAUAUUUUGGCGCAAGGGCUGCCAUAGGAGACGGCAGGAUUGCUUCCUUUUCUGGACAGGCACCAGUUGUUGCCAGGUUCUCUUCAAGAGGACCGGAUUUUAUUGACAGUAACAGGAGCCCCACCGAUGUUCUAAAGCCAGAUAUUCUUGCUCCAGGCCACGAAAUCUGGGCAGCUUGGAGUCCCAUUAGUGCCUUGGAGCCCAUACUGACAGGGUAUGAUUUUGCGCUGUUGUCCGGUACAAGCAUGGCUACACCGCAUGUUGUUGGAAUAGCAGCUCUGAUCAAGCAAAAGCAUCCUUCGUGGACUCCAUCAAUGGUAGCAUCCGCCAUCUCUACCACAGCCACCCAGUAUGACAACACCGGGGAGAUGAUAAUGGCAGAAGGACUUGAGAUUGGUAGCUUGUUUCCCUCCACUUAUUUUGAUUCUGGCGCUGGAUUCGUCAGUCCCUCUCGUGCCAUGGAUCCAGGCCUCGUCUUAAAUUCAGAAUUUGAAGACUAUAUUGGUUUUCUCUGUUCAAUGCCGGAAAUUGAUAGGGCAGCCAUCAGAGUUGCCACAGGUGUAUGGUGCGGUCAAGCACUCAGCCACCCAGCAAACCUGAACCUUCCAUCAGUGACGGUAUCUGCACUGACAAGAUCACUAACAUUGCGUCGAAGUUUCAGGAAUGUAGGAGGGAAACCUGAGACAUAUGUUUGCUCGGUAAUAUGGCCUAAUGGGACAACAGUCGAUCUGUUUCCACCCUCGUUCACCAUAGCAUCAGAUGGAACUCAGGACCUGUACAUUGAAAUCAAUGUGACUCUGGCAAGAAAUGAGUUCAGCUUUGGCUUAAUUGUUUUGACGGGGAGUUUGAAUCACAUCCUGAGAAUGCCUUUAUCAAUUAAUCCAGUUUCCAUAUAUUAAAUGAAAUUGAAGCAGCUAUUUUACCGUAUCUUUGUAACACCAUGUUCAUAGAGGACGGUAAUGGAAGUUUUACAACAAAGAAGUAAACUGCGAAUGCAAGAUAAAUGCUGAAAUAAAUAUAGAAAAAUCAU
Molecule: messenger RNA, 2553 nt
Organism: Rubroshorea leprosula
Lineage: Eukaryota; Viridiplantae; Streptophyta; Magnoliopsida; Malvales; Dipterocarpaceae
Source: the annotation of a GenBank genome assembly